AUGGGCGAACCGGUUAAUAAAUCAACUGUAGUUAUGGCAAGUUUCAAACACACACAACGAGAGGAGCACACAGACAAAACGACGGGCGGCAUCCAAGGGACAGGAGGCAGGAAGGAAAAGUCCCAAAGGGUGCCCCGCCAAGACGGAGCCGGCACAUCGGCUGUAGUAGCACGCGGCACGAAGCCCGGGCCAGCGUGCUCGAAGGCGAGGAAGGACCCCCUGCCUCUGUCGGACGGAUCCGACACAGAGGCGAUAGUAAACGUGGAUAACGAUGACUCAUCCACGGAGGACGAUUCUUCCUCAGUAUCGUCAGUGGACGCGUACACUGGGAAAAGGAAGAAGCCAGGGAGGCCGCCCACGACCUACGCGGGCAUCGGCAAGAGGAAGAGGGAGGAAUGCCGGCGUCAGAUAAAGAAGCUGAAGGCCGAGCAGAAGGCAUUGGCGGAGGUCUUGAACCCCAAGAUCCUCCCUCGGGACAUGACCCAGGAAAGGGAUACGGUGGCGCAGCUGGAGGGUCUCAGCGGCGCGCAGAUUGCGGCGGAGAUGUUACGAAACGUCAACGUCGUCGUUAAAGUGGCCGAAACAUCCAAGAAUUUAAAGGGCACGUAUGUAAAGGAGCUGAAGAUCUGCUCCAAGAAUCUCCGGGCGGCGGCCACCGUGGUUGCCAAGAAGACGGCGGGCUCCAACGGUGGUCAGUCGAACAGCGAGAACGAGAGGCUGAGGGAGAGGGUGAGAAGCUUCGAGGAGCAGUUGGAGAGGAUGGCGACUCUUCUCCAGGAGGAGAGAGAAACAAGGGCAAGGGUGGAGAACGUGAGGGCACUCGAAAGGACAGCGAUGGAGCUGCCAGUAGAGGACCUCCCACAAGCCCGAACUCAGAGCCCGGCAAGGUCAGAGGAGACCGGGAGACUGACGCGGACUAAGGCCCUAGCCAGGCGAAAGGCCGCAAACUUGGAGAAACCGGAGCCGACCCAAGCGGAGGAAGCCCCGGUGUACCGCCCAAGCAUAAAAGGGGCGAAGAAGAAGAUAGAGGAGGCACCACCCGAAGAGGCCAUGGAGGGGGUACGGAGGGUGCUGGAGGGGGUCUCCUUGACAGACGUAGUCAAGGGGAACCCACAGGAGGUGAGGCAUAAGCUGGAGAGCACCAUUGCCAGAUGCCAAGGAGCCCUAGCCCGAAUCCCACGAGGACAAGAGGCGGGACACAGCACGAAGGGUACACCGGUCAUCACCAAAAUGGAGGUGGUGAAAGACAGAGUAAGGACCAAGGCGAAAGAGACGGCAGCACAGAUCGUCCGGAACACGAAGGCGGAAAGGGCCCCCGCACCAUCGACCACCGAGUGGGUGGAGGUGGUGAAGAGGGGAGGAAAAAGAAAGCCAGGGACGAGGCCCGCAAAACCGGAGGAGGCGCCGACCGCCCGCAAAGCCAAGGCAGGCACAUACGCUGAAGCUGCGAAGGCCAAAACACCGGGCAGUAAGCCGGCUAAGGGUGGCAAACCAGUCCAGCCAACCCCAAUAGGAGGAGGAGGCAAGCCGGAGCCGCGACCCCAGCAGACGGGCAGGGGGGCGAAGGGGGCAAGUACGGCCCAAGGGCCUAAGACACAGGAUACAGCGGCCAAAAAGAGGAGGAAACCGCCGAGAUCGGAGGCGGUCACCGUCUCGUUCCCUGCAGGCGAAGCUGCGCAGGGAAUGAGAGAGGUCAGGGCCAAAGUGGACCUUGAGGCCCUCGGCAUUGGCCCGCUGAGACAGAGGAGGGCCCUAACAGGGGCACUAAUAUUUGAAGUGACGGGGGCAGAGAGUGCCAAGAAGGCCGACGCCCUCGCGAAAGAGAUCAGCGGGGCGCUGGAAGGCAAGGAGGGAGUGCGUGUCUCCCGACCGACCAAAUUGGCGGAGAUACGCAUCAAAGAUGUUGACGAAUCCCUCACGCCAGAGGAGAUCUCGUCGGCCGUAGCCCGGGUAGGAGAAUGCGACCCGGGGAACGUCAAGCUAGGCCAGCCAAAGAUGGCUCCCAACGGCCUGGCGACCGUCUGGGCUCAGUGCCCAAUUGCGGCGGCGACCAGGGUGGCAGCGCAGAGGCGCAUCAGGGUCGGGUGGGUGACUCUAAGAGUGGAGUUGCUCGACGCCCGUCCCCUGGUGUGCUUCCGCUGCCUGGAAAGGGGACAUGUGCGGGGGCAGUGCCGCAACCCGGUGGACCGAAGCACUUUGUGCUACCGAAGCCGCACCAACAACAGCGGCAACCAGAGGUGGAGAGGGCCAGGAGGAGGCCACCACGGCCUCGCCUUCACCCUGCUAAGGGUACUGCAGGCAAACCUCAACCACGCCUGCCAGGCCCAGGAUCACUUCCUACACAGCAUGGCAGAGCGUGGUUGUGGGUUAGGUAUCGUGGCCGAGCCGUACCGCGUCCCCAGGAACCCCUGCUGGGCGGGGAGCGCGGAUGGAUCGGCUGCGAUCGUUUGGAAGAGGACUGGAGAGCGCGCCCCCCCGAUGUCAAGGAUAAGGGCAGGGGAAGGAUGGGUCGCGGUUAAGUGGGGGCCCCUGGUCAUACUGGGGGUCUACAUCCGACCCAGCCUCUCUAGGGCGGACCUGGAGGUACGCCUCCAGGACCUAGAGGAUGUGGUCCAGGAGCACCUCCCCGGACCAGUCCUGGUCGCCGGGGACUUCAAUGCCAAGUCGGCACUUUGGGGUUCCCGGCGGCCAGACGCCAAGGGGGCAGACGUGGUGGCCUGGGCGGCGCGCCUAGGCCUCCACCUGGAAAACGUGGGUGCGGUUAGCACCUGCGUAAGGCCGCAGGGGGAGUCAAUCGUCGAUCUGACGUGGACUUCCCCUGCGGCGGCGAGGAUGAUCAGCUCAUGGAAGGUGGUGGAGGAAUCGGAGAUCCUCUCUGACCACCUCCCCAUCUCCAUUGAGCUGAGGACAGGUAGACCGGCGGGAGAGGGCCCGGCAGACGUCGAGGAGCAAGCACUCUGGAUCAGGGCAACGAUGACCAAGGCCUGCGACGCGGCCAUGCCAAGGGCCUCCUUUGCACCACGGAAGGAGGCGUAUUGGUGGUCGGAGGAGGUGGCCUUGCUUAGGCAGGCGGCGAUUAGAGCGAGGAGGCACCUGCAGCGCGCGCGGAGAAGGAGAAGCUCCUCCCAAGAGGAGGUCGCGACGCUACUGGAGGAGUACCGGGCAGAGAGGAAGGCCCUGAGGGUGGCAACCAGGCGAGCAAAGGAGGUGGCUUGGGAGGAGCUGGUUGCCACGCUUAACGAGGAUCCGUGGGGGCGCCCCUACAAGCUUGUGAUGGACAAGCUUAGCACGGGGGCGCCUCCCACGGUUGAGGCGAUCGACCCCCAGUUCCUGGGGGAGGUCGUCCGGACCCUCUUCCCGGCGAACAGGGACUCGGCAGCCAUCAUGCCGAGGACCCUGGAAGAGGAACACCUAGAGGAGGAGGGGGACCGCCGAGUGACAGAGAUGGAGCUUGGCCGCGCGGCGAGGAGGUUGAAGGCCGGCAAGGCGCCCGGGCCAGACGGCAUACCGGCCGUGGCCUGGAAGGUCGCCAUGGGAGUGGGCGAGUUUGUGGAGAGGCUCCGCAGACUCAUGGACGACUGCCUGGGCUGCGGCCGGUUCCCACAGGCCUGGAAGGAGGCACGCCUGGUCCUCAUCCCGAAGCCGGGUAAGCCGGAGGACCAGCCGGCGAGUUACCGCCCAAUAUGCCUCUUGGACGAGGCGGGGAAGAUGUUCGAGCGAGUCAUCACAUCCCGCCUCGUCCGGAGCAUUGAGGGCGGCGAAGGAGGAGGACUGCACGCCCGGCAAUACGGGUUCCGCGAAGGCCGCUCGACGGUAGACGCAAUCGCCUUCGUCAAGGCCUACGUGCAGGGGGUGGCUGAGAGGGGGGGAGUGGUGCUCGCGGUCGCGCUCGACGUCGCGAACGCAUUUAACUCCCUCCCCCACGCCACCAUAGGACGGGCAAUGGCGAGGAUGGGAGUCCCGCGAUAUCUAAGGGCCCUCAUCGAGGGAUACCUGGCUAACAGGAAGAUAUCCUGCCGGGACAGGGAGAACAAGGCCAGGGUAUGGGAGGCGGAAUGCGGUGUCCCGCAGGGCUCGGUGCUUGGACCAGUCCUGUGGGACAUCGCAUACAAUGUGGUGCUGGAGGCGGCUCUCCCCUCGGGAGCGGUGUCGGUGUGUUAUGCCGAUGACACACUGGUGCUCGCCGAGGGGGAGAGCUGGGAGGAGGCUGUCGACACCGCAAACUUGGCGGUGGCCUGCACGAUCCGGGAGAUCGAAGGCCUGGGCCUGACGGUGUCGGCGAAGAAAACGGAGGCGGUGUUUCUCCAUAGCGGGAAACACGGGCCACCCCCGGACGCGGGGAUAACGGUGGGCGACACACGGGUCCGGGUGGGGCCCCAUAUCAAGUACCUGGGGCUCCUCCUGGACGAGAAAUUAAAAUUCCGCGACCACGUGGAGAAGCUGGCCCCCAGGACGGAAGCAGCUGCGAACGCGCUGUCGAGGCUGAUGCCGAACUUGGGGGGCCCAAGCGGGAGGGUACGGAGGCUAUAUGCCAACGUCGUAAGUUCCAUAGCCCUCUAUGCGGCGCCCAUCUGGGCGCAGGAGGUGUGCGCCGAUAGGAAGGCGCUGGCAAUAUUGAGGAGGACGCAGCGCCGGAUGGCGAUACGGGCCACGCGUGCGUACCGUACGGUGUCGCACGCGGCGGCCACCCUGCUCGCCGGAAUGAUCCCGGUGGAUCUUUUGGCGGGCUCAUUCAAGCGGGCCUAUGAAAGGAUUGCGGGCCUGAAGGCCCAGGGAGUCCGGAUCACCGGACGAGUAAAGAGGGCGAUCCACGCCGAGGCGAAGGACGGGGCCCGAGAGGCCUGGAAGAGGAGGUUGGCCGACCCCAACUGCCCAGGCCAGCGCACGGUACGGGCGGUCCUCCCGGUCGUGGAGGAGUGGCUGCGCAGGCCAUGGGCGAGGGCGUCCUAUAGGACGACGCAGGUGCUCACCGGGCAUGGCUGCUUUGGUGUGUACCUGCGUCGGAUAGGUAAAGAGGUGGCAGCAAACUGCCACCACUGCGAGGAAGAAGUCGACGAUGCUCAGCACACGCUGGAGAUGUGUCCGGCGUGGGCUGAGCAGCGUAAUGCACUGAGAGGGGUUGUGGGUGACGACCUCUCUCUAGAGGCGAUUGUGGAGAGGGUAGCCCACGAUGAGGAAGCGUGGAGCGCCUUCUCUGCAUUCUGCGAGGGGGUCUUACUCCGCAAGGAAGAAGCGGAGCGCAUCCGGAGGGGGGAGGUAAACCCCCAGGAUGACCAGGGCGGGGCUGGCGUACGUGGGAGGAGAAGAAGAAGAGGAAGGCCAGCCCACCUUCGAAGAUAGUAGUCCUGGGCGAGGGGG
This is a messenger RNA of Vollenhovia emeryi, 5358 nucleotides long. RefSeq lists its product as uncharacterized. Bases 1 to 5340 code for a protein of 1779 amino acids. NCBI's taxonomy places the organism in Eukaryota, Metazoa, Arthropoda, Insecta, Hymenoptera, Formicidae. The transcript is spliced from 3 exons. Gene Ontology annotation, molecular function: catalytic activity; zinc ion binding; nucleic acid binding. The record is from RefSeq and is a predicted model, not a curated record.